AUGCUCGUGCUCUUCGAGACGCCAGCGGGCCACGCGCUGUUUCAGCUGCUCGACGCUGGCAAGCUCAAGAAGCCGGACAGCCUGAGGGAGAGCUUCAGCUCACCCGACAAGACGCGCAAGCUGGUAAAGCUCAAAGCCUUUAAAAAGUUCGAGGACACGGCGGAGGCGGUGCAGUCGGCGACGGCCCUGGUGGAGGGCAAGCUGAGCGCGACGAUGAAGAAGUUCCUCAAAAAGAACGUCGCCGGCCAGGACCUGAAGGAGUCGCUCGCCGUGUGCGACGCGAAGCUGGGCGCCACCAUCAAGGAGAAGCUCAACAUCGCGUGCGUGCACGACGAGGGGGUGAUGGAGCUGAUGCGAGGGCUGAGGGCGCAGGUCGAGGAGCUCGUCACGGCGGCGACGCCCGCCGAGAUGCGCUCGAUGGCCAUCGGGCUAGCGCACUCGCUCUCGCGGUACAAGCUCAAGUUCAGCCCGGACAAGGUGGAUACGAUGAUCGUGCAGGCCAUCGGCUUGCUGGACGACCUCGACAAGGAGCUAAACACGUACGCGAUGCGGCUAAAGGAGUGGUACGGGUGGCACUUCCCGGAGAUGGGCAAGAUCGUGCCGGACAACCUGAUGUAUGCGAAAACCAUCCAGAAGAUGGGCGUGCGCACAAAGUGCAAGGGCCUCGACUUGUCGGAUAUCCUUGCCGAGGAGGUCGAGGCGGAGCUCAAAGACGCCGCCGAGAUCUCGAUGGGGACCGAGGUGUCGGAGGAGGACGUGGCCAACAUCCUCAUGCUGUGCGAGCAGGUCGUCUCGCUGUCUGAGUACCGCGCGCAGCUCUGGGACUACCUCAAGAACCGGAUGAACGCCAUCGCGCCUAACCUCUCGGUGAUGGUGGGCGAGCUGGUGGGCGCGCGGCUGAUUGCGCACGCGGGCUCGCUGAUGAACCUCGCAAAGCAGCCCGCCUCCACGGUUCAAAUCUUGGGCGCCGAGAAGGCGCGCGCCCUCCUCGCUCCGCCGGAUCUCGGCGCAGCGUUGUUCCGCGCGCUCAAGGCCAAGCACGACACGCCCAAGUACGGGCUCAUCUACCACGCGUCGCUCGUGGGGCAGGCGCAGCCAAAGCACAAGGGCAAGAUCUCGCGCGUCCUCGCGGCAAAGUGCGCCCUCUCGGUCCGCGUCGAUGCUAUUAAUUAA
Molecule: messenger RNA, 1173 nt
Organism: Emiliania huxleyi CCMP1516
Lineage: Eukaryota; Haptophyta; Isochrysidales; Noelaerhabdaceae
Exons: 7
Coding region: 1-1173 (390 amino acids)
Cellular component (GO): small-subunit processome; box C/D methylation guide snoRNP complex
Molecular function (GO): snoRNA binding
Source: RefSeq, a predicted model, not a curated record